Messenger RNA from Tyto alba (common barn owl), 3390 nucleotides. RefSeq names its product adrenoceptor alpha 2A (gene ADRA2A). Gene Ontology annotation, cellular component: membrane. Bases 166 to 1500 code for a protein of 444 amino acids. Gene Ontology annotation, biological process: adenylate cyclase-activating adrenergic receptor signaling pathway. The record is from RefSeq and is a predicted model, not a curated record. The transcript has a single exon. Lineage: Eukaryota; Metazoa; Chordata; Aves; Strigiformes; Tytonidae. Gene Ontology annotation, molecular function: adrenergic receptor activity.
GCUCAGCUCCCCAGCAUGAGCCGCGGGCGGCCGCAGCCCCCCGGCCCCCGCCGCUCAGCCCCGCCCCGGGCAGCGGCUCAGUAGCAGCGCGGAGCCCCGCGGAGCCGGGCGCGGCGCGGGUGGGGCAGGGAGCGAAGGGCGGGAGCGUCCGCGCAGCCGGGGUUGAUGUUUAACCUGGAGCGCCCGUUCACGGAGAGGGGCCGCGUCUUCUCCUCCAUGGAGUACCAGCGGCAGCUGGAGGAGGAGGAGGGCUACCCGCCUCCCGGCACCAACGGGACCUUCAACGACAGCGGUGCCGGGCUGGGCUGGGGCACACCGUACCCCCUGCACACCACCGUCACCCUCAUCAGCCUGGCGGGUUUGCUCAUGCUCUUCACCGUCUUCGGCAAUGUCCUGGUCAUCAUCGCUGUCUUCACCAGCCGGGCGCUCAAGGCCCCCCAGAACCUCUUCCUGGUCUCCUUAGCCUCAGCCGACAUCCUGGUGGCCACGCUGGUCAUCCCUUUCUCCCUGGCAAACGAGGUGAUGGGGUACUGGUACUUUGGCAAAGUCUGGUGUGAGAUCUACCUGGCCUUGGAUGUGCUGUUCUGCACCUCCUCCAUUGUGCACUUGUGUGCCAUCAGCCUGGACCGCUACUGGUCCAUCACCCAAGCCAUCGAGUACAACCUCAAGCGCACCCCACGCCGCAUCAAGUGCAUCAUCUUCAUCGUCUGGGUCAUCUCGGCCGUCAUCUCCUUCCCACCGCUCAUCUCCAUUGAGAAGAAGAGCGGGCAGCAGGCUGACCAGGGGGUGGCAGGGUGCAAGAUCAACGAUGAGAAGUGGUACAUCAUCUCUUCUAGCAUCGGCUCCUUCUUUGCCCCCUGCCUCAUCAUGAUCCUGGUCUACAUGCGCAUCUACCAGAUAGCCAAGAGGCGGACCAGGGUACCGCCGAACAAGCGGGCAGAGCGCCCCGAGAAGAGGCAGAACGGCUUGGCCGACAAGGAGGACCUGCCAACCACAGCCCAGCUCAACGGGGAGAAGGCAGCAGGGGAUGGCGGCGGGCAGGAGGGAGAGGUCAAUGGCAUAGACAUGGAGGAGACCUCUUCCUCUGAGCACCAGGAAAACAACCAGUGUAAGAAGUCAGAGAGGCCAUCGAGGGGAAAGACCAAGACUAAGCUGAGCCAGAUUAAGCCUGGGGACAGUUUGCCUAGGAAGGUGGAGGAGGAGAGGAACACCAAAGGGUCCCGGUGGAGGGGCAGGCAGAACCGGGAGAAGCGCUUCACCUUUGUGCUGGCGGUGGUGAUUGGGGUGUUUGUCAUCUGCUGGUUCCCCUUCUUCUUCACCUACACGCUGAUGGCCGUCUGCAAGAGCUGCUCUGUGCCCGACACCCUCUUCAAGUUCUUCUUCUGGUUCGGUUACUGCAAUAGCUCCUUGAACCCCGUCAUCUAUACCAUUUUCAACCAUGACUUCAGACGGGCCUUCAAAAGGAUCCUCUGCAGGAUAGAGAGGAAAAGGAUUGUUUGAGGGACCCUUUGCUAUGGGCAGGACUAGUUCAAGACUUUGUAGGAGAGUACAGCAUGGCUCUCUGGGACUGUGCUUGCAUGGGAUGGUUUCCUUCAGCUCGUGAGCAGGAAGCCUUUAAAACCCGAGAGGAGCGUAUGGAAACGCUGAGGAGCAGCAGGCAAGUGGAAGUCCGAGCUGUGGCAUUUGGCUUUCCAAGGGAGGAUGGCCUUUGACUUGCUUAGUUUAUUUUGUUAGUUCUUUUUUCCUUUUUGCCAGAAUCUCUCAGUGGAUAUUUUCAUGACUGCUCAGUUUGACUCUUUAAAGAGGAGCCACAUGCAGCUCCGUGAGAUGAACAACAAAGAGGGAGUAUGCCACCCCAGAGGUGUUGACUUUUUUUAUUUUGUUGUAUUGUUUUUUUUUUUUUCCUGUUGUAUAUGUAAUUAAUUUUAACCCUCUUGUAAAAUACAGUAUUGUAUCCCUGAAUCUGAAUGUCUUAAUUUUUGUAAGGCAAGCAGCUUUGAAACUGUGAAUGCUUUAAUUAUCUUUGACACCUUAAAAGUCCCUCUCUUCGCACCCCCUGAAAACUCCCUCACUCAAACCCACUGAUCAACUAGAGCCAUUCCCCCUACCUGACGGUUUGAUAAUAUUACCAAAAUUUCAAUGUCCUGUCUUUUUUUUUUGGGGGGGGGGGGGGGGGGGGGGGGAGGGGGGGGCUAUAAAGCUUAUGAUCAGACACCUCCAUCAGACUGUCUAUUUUUGUUGUUAUUUUUAUAUUGUGCCUGAUUCUGUUGCCUGUGAUAUAAUACAGCUGAGAUGGUAACUGCCCUCUCGUUAUUCGUUAAAGCAGACCCUGAUGGAGCAGUGGCUUUGCUGUGCGGGCAGGGACGUCCCGGGCGGUGUGAAGCUUGGGACCCGGCCAAGCUCCCCACGAGUUAAUCUCAGUUGAUAUUAUACCACACUGCAGCACCGAAACGUGUUCGAUGCUAACUUGCUUCCCUCGCCUCCAACUGUAAAUAGGUAACAUUUCAAAGCAAAUAGCAGGGCUCUGCAUAUCAUGUUAUCUCAUUUGUAUUGAUUUGUAAUGGUUUAACUCCUGUGGGCUCUCCUGUGGAAGAGGAGGGGGUUUGUGCACAGGGGCUGUUCCAUCUUUCUGAAUUAAGGGAGAAGGCUUGAGUUUUUAAUCUGUCAGUCCCAUCUUUCCUAGGAAAUACAAAAGCAUCCCUCUUUCAGUCUUAUAGAGGGCAAAACUCAGAUGGGAAACUUAACUGACAGUUUCUCCAGUAUUUUAUAGUGUAAUUAAGUGUAAUUCUUUUUUUUUUUUUAAUAAAUGUGUAAAUAUUGUGAGAUUGGAGCAGGAGAGAGAGUUAAUACUGCUUUUACACUCCUUUCCUGAAAUGUCAUUCAGCUUUCUGCAAAAAAAAAAAAAAAAAAACCCCAAAAAACGCAAACAACCCAACAAAACCUACCCACAACAAAAAUGGACAGAACAAAUCUAACAUCCUUGUGCCAUGAAGAAAUUUCUGGAGAAUGUUAAAAGGAAAAACUUUUGAUUCAUCACAAUAAAUGAGUCUGCAAGCCUUUUAGUGUUAUGAAAACAGCUUUAUCAAAUACUGACAAGUCAUAGAAAUUGCUUGGAGAAAGCAAAGUUUGUAAAAGUCUCAUGUGUAAGAUGAAUUUGCCUUCUCUGGAGUUGUAUAGUACACAGGAAGAGACUUUAAAAUACCUUUUUACUUUUGGGAAGUGUUUUGUUGAUUUUGCUCUCUUUUGACUUUGUAAUUAACUCCAAGGGUCCCCAGAUGCACCUUGGGACCUGGAGAGCAAUGUUUACAUUCACUUGCAUUUUCAGAAUUGAAUCCUCAAGAGGUGAGGAAAACAAAUAAACUGUGCUUUAAUGUAAAAAAAAAAAAAAAA